Messenger RNA from Rhizophagus irregularis DAOM 181602=DAOM 197198, 1356 nucleotides. RefSeq lists its product as uncharacterized. Gene Ontology annotation, cellular component: CCR4-NOT complex. The record is from RefSeq and is a predicted model, not a curated record. NCBI's taxonomy places the organism in Eukaryota, Fungi, Glomeromycota, Glomeromycetes, Glomerales, Glomeraceae.
AUGGCAACUUUUGAAGGACUUUCCAAAUUUCAAGAUCUUUUACAUACAGUGGAUCGACCAUUUGAAAACAUAGCUAUUGAGUUCAAGGGUUUAAUUCCUGAACAAAAAAGAUUUGAAGCCGCUUGUGCUUUGAUGGCAUUGUUAGAAGAUGGCAAGUCUCAGACAUACGAAAGAGUUGUAUCUCUUUAUAUUCUCUAUAAUUUAUACAAUGUUGUACCAAUUCAUCAAAAUCCAUUCCUUAUACUGUUUUUAAAUCUUUACAAAACUCUUUCAUCAAAUUUCGAUCUUGUUGAAAAAGAUUAUGAUCUAUUGGUUGAAUUUCGAGUAGAAGCAUUGAUCUUAGCAGAUAAAGGUUCACAGUUGGCUGAUAAAACUCCUGUGGAUGUAUAUCAACAAUUUGUGAACGGGGAUAAAUCAUUAAUAAUCGACACGGAAGAAAUAAAUAUAGCGGAAUUUGAGUAUUAUAUUAAACAAGAAUUUGAUAUACGACCAUCAAAAGAGGAACACCCUGAAAGGCAUGAUGAUUCAAAACGACCGUGGUCAUGGACUCCUAUUGACAGUAAUGAUGAUUCUUAUGCUCUUCCUUCUCUACAGCAUGAGCCUAGUCAAGAUCAUAAUCAUGAUCACGAACAAGAUCAUGAACCAGACAUAGAACAGGAUUAUGAUAUCAUAACAGAAUUUACAGGUCAAGAUGGAAUCCGUGUUUUGAUGGAUAAAGCAUUACAAGGAGCUUUGACAAUACCUGAAGAAGAGUUUAUUUUGGAGCAAUUUGAAAAGAAUGACAAGUUAGUCUAUCAUUGUGAUCUAUUACCAGAAAAGUUCCCUGAUCUGGUUGAAAAUAAUUCUAGAAUUGCUGUAGAAGCAUUAUUACAACUUAAAUCAUCAUCUCAAGUUGGCAAAUUUUUGAAAGCUCUUAUAACAGUUAAUGAUCCAGAACGAUCACAACAAUCAUCAGUGGAUCCAGUAAAUAGAAUGAGAUCUUCUAUGGAAGUUAUAAAUGGGUUAACUUCUUUUCCACUUUCCCCCGAGUUUUUACACAAAUAUCUUACUAAUUGUAUACGAGCUUGUGAAGCGAGUCAAAACCGAGAUACACAGGAUCGCCAAGUUCGUUUGAUAUGCGUAUUCUUUCAAUCUUUAAUUAGAAAUAAUACAGUAGAUGUUAAUAGAUUCCUUGUAGAGAUGCCUGCAUUUUGCCUUCAAUUCUCACGAAUAAGAGAAGCUGUAGACUUAUAUAGACAAUUUUUAAUUUUGCAAAGAAAUCCUGAUGUUGAUAAUGUGGUAUCAAAUGCUGAUAUUGUUGAAGAUGUUAAUGGGGAACUUAACCUUGACGAUCCGGGACAAUGGGAUUUAUCUUAA